GCCUGGAGCCUUUGCGUGCCCGGAACCCACGAGUUGGGGCUCCCCAGCCACACCCCUCGUAGGAUUUAAAGGGGAAGGUGGGGCCGGACGGGCCGAAGCCCGAGCCGAGGGAGCGGGCAUGAGGCGCUGCCCGUGCCGGGGGAGCCUGAGCGAGGCGGAGGCCGGCGCAUUGCCCGCCGGGGCCCGCAUGGGGUUGGAGGCGCUGCGCGGCGGGCGGCGGCGACAACCGGGACUGCAGCGACCUGGGCCCGGAGCGGGUGGCCCGACGGGACGGCCAGUGGGGGGCGGGCCUCAGGCCUGGACUGAGGGGUCCAGCCUGUACUCUGAGGCGGAGAGGACCGACUUCAGGCCUGCGCGGUGUCCGGACAGUCCGCAGGCAGAAUCCUGUGGAGACCGACACGCGGUGUGUGAAGCAGCUGGCCUAGGAGCAGAGUCAGAGAAGCCCAUCCAACAUAAGGAGCUAGACGGGUCCAGCCUCCAGACGCAUCCAGAAAGGAACAGCCCCUGGGCAGAGAUGGAGAUGGCCGGUUCCUGGACAGAUGGCUUUCGAAUUGAUCCUCAUAGAUCCGAUCUCCAGUCUCAACCAAAGAGAGGCAGCCUCUGUACCCAACCAGGGUUUGAUGAGUCCUGGACCGGACUGGAAAGACUCGAGCGGUGGCAGACUCUGCCAGAGAGGGAUAAGCCCUGGGUUGAUCACCUCCGGACCCAUCAUAGCACGUCCAAACUCCAAACUCACUCAGACGGAGUCUGCCCCUCACCUGAACCAAGGUCUGAUGGCCACUGCAAAGAAUCAUCCUCGGUUGGUUCCAGUACACCACAUGACCCCGACGGCUCCUGGACAGAAUCCCAAACUCAUGGCUCCCUUAUACGACAGAGUACUCAGACAGCCUGGAAACAACCUGGAAGGGAUGAUUUUUCAACACAAGAAACUGAUGGAGCCUGGAUUCAAUCUGGCAUUGAUGGUACCUGGGCUGACAGCGUUUUGGGGGAGUCCAAUGGAGGUGAUCUAUUAGAGGAACCAGAGCCGGGGGAGUUGGUGGCUAACUUGUGCUCCCGCCUGGAAUGCAGCUCCCUGUGUCCUGUACCCCGCCUUAUCAUCACCCCUGAGACUCCUGAGCCUGAGGCCCAACCGGUGGGACCCUCAUCCCGGAUUGAGGGGGGCACUGGCGGCUUCUCCUCUGCCUCCUCUUUUGAUGAAUCUGAGGAUGACUUGGUGGCUGGGGGCGGAGGUACCAGCGAUCCGGAGGACAGAUCUGGAAGCAAACCCUGGAAGAAGCUGAAGACGGUUCUGAAGUACUCGCCCUUCAUGGUCUCCUUCCAUAAGCACUACUACCCCUGGGUCCAGCUUUCCGGACAUGCUGGGAACUUCCAGGCUGGUGAGGAUGGUCGGAUUCUGAAACGUUUCUGUCAGUGUGAGCAGCGCAGCCUGGAACAGCUGAUGGGAGACCCCUUGCGGCCUUUUGUGCCUGCUUAUUAUGGCAUGGUGCAUCGGGAUGGACAGGCCUUCAAUCAGAUGGAAGAUCUCCUGGCAGACUUUGAGGGCCCCUCUAUCAUGGACUGCAAGAUGGGCAGCAGGACCUACCUGGAAGAGGAGCUGGUGAAGGCACGAGAGCGGCCCAGGCCCCGGAAAGAUAUGUAUGAGAAGAUGGUGGCAGUGGACCCUGCGGCCCCCACUCCUGAGGAGCAUGCUCAGGGUGCAGUCACCAAGCCCCGAUAUAUGCAGUGGAGGGAGACCCUGAGCUCAACUUCCACCCUCGGCUUCCGGAUAGAAGGUGUCAAGAAGGCCGAUGGGACCUGCAACACCAACUUCAAGAAGACACAAGCACUGGAGCAGGUGACGAAGGUGCUGGAAGACUUUGUAGACGGAGACCUUGGGCUCCUGAGAAAGUACGUGGCGCGACUGGAGGACCUCCGCGAGGCUCUGGAGAACUCUCCCUUCUUCAAGACCCACGAGGUGGUGGGCAGCUCCCUUCUCUUUGUGCACGACCACACCGGCCUGGCCAAGGUCUGGAUGAUUGACUUCGGCAAGACAGUGACCCUGCCUGACCACCAAACGCUCAGUCACAGGCUGCCCUGGGCCGAGGGCAACCGUGAGGAUGGCUACCUCUGGGGUUUGGACAACUUGAUCCACCUCCUUCAGGGGCUGGCCCAGAGCUGAUCUCAUCUGCUGCUGCUAGGCUCACUUGCAAGAUAGCAUGUGUCUGGCUGGAGGAGCCCUAAGAUGUUGCUGGGCUUGAGGCUGCUGAUGGAAGACGAGCUACUUCAAGGUGUCACCAGAUCAGUGUGGUCUCAGGAGCUUUGGGGGACCUGGAAACACUGGGCUCCCUUACAAAUGGGGAACAGGACAGGUAGAGGCAUAGUUAGCAGAACAUGCAUGGGGUAUCCUGAUCAGCUAGGAGCUUCCAGGGGAGUACCAGGGGCCAUAGCUAGAUCCGCGAACCCUCCCUGAGCUGGCUGAGCGCGGAGCCUCAGCAAGUUAGCUUCUGCUCCCCAGAGGAUUGGGCAUAUUUGUGAAGACCUGCAGGAGCUACUUCCACCUAGGGCAGUGACAGCCUCACCUGGAUGUCAUUCAAGUGCUGAGAGGAGGGUGCUGCCCUAGGCCUGAUGCUAUAGUGUGGGAACACAGCUUAUCCCCCUCUGUGCUGAGGCCUGGAAGGAUCCCUUGUUUCUCUGUGGACUCUUCAUGCUGUUGCAGAGCCAGACCACAGCCACAUCCACCUGUGCCAGCACUGUGACCGUCUUCCUUCCUUGGUGCACUAGCUCUGGCCUCAGGGCCUCUUCCUUCUGCCCUAGACCAUGGGGCUCUCCAGUGAGGCAGGGGAGGAGGUUUCUCCUUGCUUCACUGUAAGUGUCCCUACCCACACACACAAUGAACUGCCAGGUUGCCCAGAAGCACGAGUGGGCUUCUGGCCCUCGCCACGGGCUACCUGGUUCUAACCAAAGACUGUACAACUCUGUGCUACAGCACCUCUCCAGAACCUUGGCUUCCUGGCCCACACAGAUGGGCUUGGUGAGGACAGGAACCUACCUCUUCCCUAAGCCCUAACGUCUUCCAGGGCCAACAUGUCUUCCUUUUUCUACUGACUGACUUUAUAUAUAUUUAUAAACGAGAUAGUUAGCUGGGGGUGGUGUCAGUGAAUCCAGGCAAAAUGACUUUAUUGGGCCUCCCGCCCACAAUGGCAUCCCAAUAA
Arvicola amphibius (Eurasian water vole) is the source of this 3191-nucleotide messenger RNA. RefSeq names its product inositol-trisphosphate 3-kinase C (gene Itpkc). Gene Ontology annotation, molecular function: inositol tetrakisphosphate kinase activity; inositol-1,4,5-trisphosphate 3-kinase activity. Gene Ontology annotation, biological process: inositol phosphate biosynthetic process. The record is from RefSeq and is a predicted model, not a curated record. Gene Ontology annotation, cellular component: cytoplasm; nucleus. Lineage: Eukaryota; Metazoa; Chordata; Mammalia; Rodentia; Cricetidae. Bases 119 to 2158 code for a protein of 679 amino acids. The transcript is spliced from 7 exons.